CCCAAAUGUCAGCAAACCGUUCAGCAUCUACGGCCUCCUUGGGUCAGGAGGCGCUUUCUCGUCUAGUAGAAGUGUUCGAAAGCAUCGAUACAGACCGGAGCGGACACAUCGACGAGAGCGAAUUCAAAGCGGCUUGCGAAAAACUCUCACUCUCGCUCACCGAUGACGAAAUCAAGCAAUGCUUCACAUGGGACCAGAACGGCGACGGACGACUCGACCUAGACGAGUACGUAACGUUUGUGUCCGACCGACUGCGACGGACGUUCGAGGAGAUCGACACCGACAUGACCGGAACCAUAGACUUGAAUGAAUUACGUCACGUGAUGCGACGUCUGGGCACAGCCCGGCAACUGACUGACAGAGAAGUGAGGUCGAUGUUUGCGGAAGUGGACGCGAACAGAAGCGGAGAAAUCGAUUUCGAGGAGUUCAGCAACUUCUUUGCACAUCUUCCCGACCCUUCUCUCGUUUCCGUCGCUCAGCAGUGGGCGCAGGGCGUGGGGAUUGAUGUCGGUGCCGACUUCGCGCCGCCACCACUGCCGCCACCUUCUCUGCCGUUGUAUCGCUUUCUACUGGCCGGGGGAUUGGGUGGAGUUGUAUCUAGGACGUUGACAGCACCGCUGGAGAGAAUCAAGCUUCUAGCUCAGACUCAGAGACUUCAACACGGUGCCGGAGUGCUUUCUACAUUGAGUCGUAUGUGGAGAUUGGAAGGUGUUCGAGGCCUUUUUGCUGGCAAUGGAGUCAAUGUUGCACGUGUAUUUCCUUAUGCUGCAUUGAUAUGCAUUGCAUACUCAAACCUGUGCAAGAUGUUUCCGGCGGAAAUUGUUGAUGGCAGGUUAGAGUCGUUAUGGAGGAUGGGUGCAGCAUCGGUUGCUGGGACUUUUGCGACAUUGCUGACUCAUCCUCUAGACGUCGUUCGGGCUCGCUUGACAGUUGCUGGCCAAUUCGGACAAGCUGCAUCAGCAAGGAGACAAGGUAUCAUGCAGACGUUUUCGUCUCUGUUUGAUGCGGGUGGCUUUCGUGGAUUGUAUCGUGGUUUGGGGCCAACUCUGAUGGCGAUCAUACCCUUUCUGGCAGUUCAACAGUCGUCAUACGAUUACCUGAAAAAGAGGGCAUCGAGACGAGACAUGAAGCCAAGCGUAACCCUAUUUGUAUCGUGUGGCAUCGUCGCAGGAACAACAGCACAGACGGUUGUGUAUCCUCUCGAUGUUAUUCGAAGGCUAAUGCAGGUCGAGCAGAAGGAAGUACAGCCUGUGAGAGCAGCAUCUACUGCUCGGCUGGCAAAAGAGAUUGUGAGAAAACAAGGGGCUCGUGGUCUGUACGCUGGACUGCAUGCAACGUAUUUGAAGGUGGUGCCUGCGGCUGCAUUGAGUUUGUUGGUUCGAGAUGCUUGUCUAGGACGGUUGCAGAGUUGAUGAUUCUGAUCUAUUAGUUGAUACAUUUUAGUAAAUCUUUAGGAAUUUUUAUUGUUGAUUGGCUUGCUAUUAGAUGACUGAUAUGAUUAGAUACACUGUUGAUAUCAAACUGGUAGAUUAUAGGAAAUUCAAUUAUUCAAUUUUAAUUGGCCUGCCAACAACACGUGGGAGACCACAUGGAGUUGGUGCUAGGACA
This is a messenger RNA of Corticium candelabrum, 1608 nucleotides long. RefSeq lists its product as uncharacterized. The record is from RefSeq and is a predicted model, not a curated record. NCBI's taxonomy places the organism in Eukaryota, Metazoa, Porifera, Homoscleromorpha, Homosclerophorida, Plakinidae. The transcript is spliced from 6 exons. The coding region runs from base 6 to 1412 and encodes 468 amino acids. Gene Ontology annotation, biological process: transmembrane transport. Gene Ontology annotation, molecular function: calcium ion binding.